This is a messenger RNA of Moneuplotes crassus, 2046 nucleotides long. The record is from the annotation of a GenBank genome assembly. NCBI's taxonomy places the organism in Eukaryota, Ciliophora, Spirotrichea, Euplotida, Euplotidae.
UAUAGUAAAUGAAUAGAGGAAAGUUUAAGAUAUUGGCUCUCAUAGUUUUAUUGAUGCUAUUCGUAGCUUUGACGAAGGCUGAUAGUGGAGAAUGUUUAGGAGCUUUUAUGAGCAAUCAGGAAGCUAUAUUGACCAUGGUUAUGGCCACAGGGAAAAAUCUUAAUGACUUUGGAGAUCCUGAUGCUUGUGAAUUAAACCCUUUAACUGACUAUGCAUUGCUUCAUGCAAAAGGAGUUCCAAUCUUUGUAGGAUUGUGCCUCCCUGCAGUGUGACAAGGAGAGGAUCUACAAAUGGUUUCAGAUGUAGUAACUGGUCUUGCAGUUGAUGCAGGAAUGGACGAUCUCGAGUUUAUUGUGACUUUUCCAAACAAAGAAGUUGCCCCAAUAACAGCAGGUCAUAUCAUCAGCUUCAUCGGAUUCUCUAUGAUUUGAGUCUGUUUUGUGAUUGGUAUGUUUGUCGAAUAUACUAAUUUAUUCGGAGCUAUCCCAAAUGAAGGUGAAGACACAUCUGAUUCACUGAAAGAUAAAAAUUUAGUGAACUCUAAAUCAACACUAGGGUUAUUUUUCCUCUCAUUUUCUCCUUCAAGGAAUUUUAAGAAAAUGUUUUAUGCUCCCCAGAAGGAUGAUGAUUAUUUAUCAGUUCUAAACGGGAUUAGAGUAAUCAGUACGUACUUUGUUGUGCUUGGCCAUACAAGCUCUGGAAACUUGAUUGGAGGAGUCUAUAAUAUCUUAACAGCAGAAGAGCUAUUUGGCACUUGGUGGGCAAUCCUGGCUGGGAUAGGCUACUACUCUGUAGAUGUUUUCUUCUUUUUGUCUGCUUUUCUUGCUUCAUAUCUUAUGAUUUCUAAAUUUUCAAAUCCAUCAAGAUGCCAAGAAGGCAGGAGAACCAAAUGCUUUAAUAUUCCGAUGGUGUAUCUACACAGACUAAUCAGAGUUGUGCCAAGCAUAUUGUUGUUCACAGUCAUGAUGCUGACAUUAGCUGAAUUCACAGGCUCAGGGCCUAUUUGGUACAUAACUCUUGACAAUUUCUUCUUAGAGCCAUGAAGGAAGAGCUGGUGGACAAAUAUUGUCUUUAUUACGUCAUGGUAUGAAGGACCUGAAUGUUUGGGUCAGCUAUGGUACCUGGCAGAUGAAAUGACUUUCUUCCUCUUUGUUCCUUUCAUUGUCCUUGCUUAUAUUAACAAGAAGGUUAUAGGAUAUAUUAUCGUAGUUUUCCUAAAUGUUAUAUCGAUAAUACUUCCAUUUAUUUUUUCUCAUAUCAGAGGACACUCAAUGACUACGAUCAAUGACCCAGCUGGAAGAUAUUCCAAGGAGUUAUAUAACCAUCCGUACAAUAGAGGUGGUGCAUAUUUCGUGGGAGUUCUUUUUGGAAUUUUCUAUUAUGAAUGGAACAAAUCAAGAACAAAUCCUUCCUACAAUUUUUCUCUUGGUGCCAGGUUUUAUAACUUCUUUAAAAAGAAUCAUCUCACAUGAGUGGUAUCAUUCUUGGUGUCUUCUAUUGUAAUGAUGUUACUUAUUAUUGCUCCAAGGCUUGAACUUCAUGAUUUAUCAAAGAGACACAUUCCUCAGAUCCCUAGUGACUUCUUCAAUGCAUUCCACAGAAGUGUUUUUGUAGCAGCUCUUGGAUUUUUCCUAGCUCCUUUAUUUGUUGGAAAACUAAGCCUGGUCAGAGGAUUUUUGGGUUCAAAGCUUUGGGCUCCAUGGGCAAAAGUAACAUUCACUGCUUACUUACUCCACGUGCUAGCUCUAGCAUGGGUGUUUGCUCAAUCUAAAGGCUCUCUAGUUGCUACAGGACCCUUAACAGUCUUCUAUUCAUUCCCUGCAUUCUUUGCAACAAUGAUAGUAGGAGUUCCUGUAUCCUUGAUCAUCGAGUCCCCAAUCCUCCAGCUCGAAAAGAACAUCCUCUUCCCUCAAAAACCCAAAAAGUCUACUUUAAAACUUGAAGAUGAACCCUUAAACCAGAAUUAUGAGAUUAAUCCUUCUGAGGUGACCAUGUCCACCUCCAAACUCUCACAUAAAUAGACUGAAAUCUUAAUUUUGAAUUCAA